Molecule: messenger RNA, 2020 nt
Organism: Glossina fuscipes
Lineage: Eukaryota; Metazoa; Arthropoda; Insecta; Diptera; Glossinidae
Exons: 6
Coding region: 202-1956 (584 amino acids)
Cellular component (GO): plasma membrane
Source: RefSeq, a predicted model, not a curated record
AAAAAUAAAUAAAUAAAUAAAUAAAUAAAAAAAUAAAAGAAAAAAAAAAAAAUAACAAGAAAAUCACUAUAACGAUCUUUGCUUUGAAACUAUUGUAAUUUAAAAAUAUUGAUGUUUCCUUCAAGUCAAAACAACGGCCAAUAACUAUAGAUUACUUACUGUUGUUCGCUCUCGAGUCUUUUGCUAACAAUCGAUUGAAAAAUGGACCGUUGCGCUGCUUUGGUACUUUUCAUUUUAAUUGGUUCAAGUCUAAUCGAUUUAAGAACUUGUGCGGUAACCUACGAAGAUAUACGUGGUACGUUACAAUCUUUGAUUUAUUCUUAUAAUCAAUUGGAUAAUAAAUUGGAAAGACAUGAGCAUCGUGAACGGGCUUUAGGUGAGCUCAUGAAAAAAGGUAUGAUUGCCUUACAGAAGGGACAAAAAAAUUUGGAACCUAUCAAUGGCAUAUUCGCGCGGUUAGACGAAAGAGUUAGUCAAAUUGAAACCAUGUUGAUAGCACAAGAGGAAAAAUACAAUAUUCAAACGGAAAAAUUGGGUGAGGCUUUGGAUCAUAUCUUUAAAUGGAUGCGAGAUAAUGACGAAUGUAUGAAACGACCACCAAUGCCAGCUAUGAGUAGCUUACAAGAACCAAAACCCACUGAACCGAAUAUACCACCGGAGUUCGUUAAACAACAAGAGGAUAUUAAUAGACAAAUGAUGGGCGAAAUGAAAGAUUUAUCAUUGGGCAUCGCUAACUUAUUGGACAUUACGCGAAGUAUGAUGGAGCAAACCGAGGUGGCCUUUAAAAGUAGUCCUGCUACACAAGAGAUGCUUUCGAAAAUUGAAGAUCGUUUAAUAAGCUACAGUGUAAUGACACCGCCGCCACCAUUGAUUUUAGAACCUUUGAAUAAUACUGAAUUUGAAAAUAAAGUUUUCAAAAUUUUGGACGAAGUUAAUACCGGCAUAACGGAAUUAAAAGAAAUGCCCCGACAACCAGAAGGUCUCUCCUUAACAGAUAAACAAUUCAUAGAGACGUUAAACAAUGAAACUUUACAUGCCUUAGAACAUACUAAAAAUGAGAUUCGGAAAGCUCAUGACGAAGAAACUGCUGAAAAGAUGAAUCUUAUGAAAUUCAUAGAAAGUCUAAACAAUGAAACUUUGCAUGCCUUAGAAUAUGCUAAAAAUGACGUUAAGAAUGCUAAUGAAAAAGCGUUUUCUGAAACGGCAGAUAUUAUUAAAGAGACAGAGCGAACUUUAAGCGGUAACUUGAAUACCGUACAAGAUAGUGUCGCGGAUUCGGCAAAUGUCCUACAAGAAUUCUACAACGAAAUGAAUAAUAGUUAUAGUAAAUUUAAUGAGGGCUUGGAAAUAUUUAAUAAGUUCAAUAACAUAUUAAUGACUAAUUCUGAAUAUGUUUUGGAUACACAACGUAAAGUUGAAUUUGGUACGAUUCAGAUUGUGCAAAAGAUCGGCGAUUUCUUGGAAAAGCAUCGUAACGAAAUUAUUGCAUUAAUGGAAAAACGUUUCGAUAAUGUUGAUGAGACAAUGAUUAAUAAUCAAAUAGAAGCGAUGCAAAAUUUUAGUUCACUUAUCGAAUCCGAAAUCACACAAGUUUGGCAUCAAAUCUCUAUAAUGCAUGAAGAAUUGAUGGCGACAAGAGAUCUCUUGAAAACGGUCGAUGCCCGCAAUGAAGCAUCUGUAAAUAGCACAUACGACAGCGUCAAUGCAAUGGGUAUCAAGGUUGAGGACAUCAAAGGUCGCAUGCUGGAUAUGGAAUCAAAUUUGAAUUAUUUAUUAGGCAAAUUAUCGCUUAUUUCUCAAGAAUUUAACAAUAUUAAAACUGGCUUAGGUGAAUCCUUGGACGAGCUACACAAUAUUUUCCGUUCAGUAGAGAACAAAAUACCCCGAAAAGAUCCGCAAGAUAUAAAUUAUGAAACAGAAUUGAAUCUGUUACCGAAACGUCACAUAAUUCCAUGAAGAUAGGGAAUGAGACUUUGCGGACCCAUAAUAAUAAUAAUAAUAAUAAUAAUAAUAAUAAGUC